AACCACCCGAACUCGGAACAGAAAACAAGCAGCUAAUUCUGAGCUGGCUUCUGGCGAUUAGCUAAAAGCCAUGGCGUUUGUUGUUAAAGCAGUAUUUUUCGCCGCGCUGGCAUACAGCGCAAGUGCUGGUUAUUUGUCCGGUCACGGCUCUGACUCCUAUGUGUCAUCAGCUUUGAAUGCUCCAUCAGCAUCGUAUGGACCACCUUCAGCAUCAUAUGGACCACCAGCUGUAUCUGGUCCUUCAGGCGCAGACCUUGGUGGACACGGAAGCAUUGGUGGAGGAUUAGAAGAGCACGAUCACUCCGUUAUCGAACAUGGCCCAUCUUUCAACGACCAUGGCCCGUCUUUCAAUGACCAUGGCCCGUCUUAUAACGACCAUGGCGCUUCUUUCAACGACCACGGCCCUAUCGAUGGAGGAGUUGUCGGCGGUCCCUUGAAUGGUGGAUUUGUUCCAUCUAACUUUGGACCUGCAGUCGAUGGUGGAGCUAUUUCUGGACCUGGUUUAGGUGGAUCUGGUUUUGCUGGUUCAGGGCUCGACGGCUCAGCUGUUGGAUCUGGUUUCGGUGGUCCAGCUCUUGGCGGUCCAGUCGUCGGAGGUGAAGUUGUUGGAGGACCUGUUGGUGGUCCAGCUAUAGGAGGCCCAGUGGUCGGAGGUCCUGUUGGAGGAGCUAUUGAUAUUUCCGGUCCUGCUGUCGGUGGCGGUGCUAUUGUUGGUCAAGGAUUAUCUGGGCCAGGUGUCGUAACUAACGUCGCUGUUGGUGCACCAAGAGUGAUUGGAACCAGUGUGACUGUUGGUCGCCCUGUCGCUGCUGCAACAAGGUACGAGCUCCAGUCUGUUGUCCAGAACAUCGUCCGCCGUAUUCCCGUUGAAGUUACUCGUCACGUCCAAGUUGCCGUCCCUCAAGCCGUACCCGUUCCAGUGCGUCAGGAAGUUAAAGUGCCAGUCCCACAACCCUACCCCGUCCACGUUGAUGUCGUCAAGCACGUGCCUUACCCGGUUUACAAAACACACCACGUUGAAGUUGAAAGACCUGUACCAGUUGAGGUUGUCAGGAAAGUGCCUUUUGAGGUCAUCAGAAAAGUCCCCGUCCCGGUAGAGAGGCCUUUUGAGGUGAUCAAGAAGGUUCACGUGCCCGUAGAAAAGCACGUAGAAGUACCAGUUCCCGUCUGGAAGCCAUACCCAUUACACAUCAUCAAACACGUCACUCACUACAAGAAGAAGAGCUGCUGUUGGUGAAAAGUGAAAAUGAGUCGUUAUCGUGCCAAAUAGUCAAUAGCCUGUAAAUAUAGUCACUAGUUGUACAUAUCUUAUACAUAAAAAUAAAAAGAAACAUUUUUACAAA
This is a messenger RNA of Zerene cesonia (dogface butterfly), 1343 nucleotides long. RefSeq names its product shematrin-like protein 2 (gene CPG8). The transcript is spliced from 2 exons. The coding region runs from base 71 to 1237 and encodes 388 amino acids. NCBI's taxonomy places the organism in Eukaryota, Metazoa, Arthropoda, Insecta, Lepidoptera, Pieridae. The record is from RefSeq and is a predicted model, not a curated record.